UUGUGCGAACAUUUUUCAUCUGAUCAGAUUAUUCUUACUGAUACGAUCUCAAGUUUUGGAAAUGUUUCAAUUUAUUAAAUUGGUUUCGUAAAUUGUAAACAACUUAAUUUCAGCUUAAAAGUAUUAAUAAUCUUUUUGGAACGCUCGGAAUGGGAUUACUCAUGAAAAAAAUGCUGGUAGAAAAAUGAGGUUAUGUGUGAUAAUUUCUCGAUACUUUAAUGCUCCCAAAUCGCCUCGACCAUUAAAUUCCUCAUGUAAGAAUGCUCUAGAUAACGAUAAAAUUAAUUGAUAAUUAUUGUUUCGUUCUAAAAUCUGCUUAUCUCCAAGUGAGACUCUUAUUAUGCUAAUGUAUUUGCAGUUCGCACAGAUGAAAGAAAAUUUGUGUUUCUGAUUAGCGUAAUUGUUAUGUGAUAAAUAAAUACGAAUAGCUGUUUACUCGGUGUUGUAUUUAAUGAAAAGUUUACAAUAAACAAUGAUAAAACCAAUAGGAGUCAGUGCCUAACCAGCCAGUUGUUCACCAGCCUCCAAACUGAAAUAAAUGCAUGAAAGAUGAAAUUUGCUGAACAUCUUUCAGCUCACAUCACUCCAGAAUGGAGGAAACAAUACAUCAAUUACGAGGAAAUGAAAGCGAUGCUUUAUAUGGCUGUGGAGGAAGCCCCCUCGUCCGAAAGCGUCGAACCGGAAGUGCUAACUCGUCACUUUGCAAAUUUCGAUGAACAAUUCUUCCACUAUAGUGACAAAGAACUGAAAAAAAUCAAUACUUUUUAUUCAGAGAAACUCGCAGAAGCCACUCGGAAAUUUGCAAAUUUAAAUAAUGAAUUGCGAGUGUCUCUGGACCACAUCAGACAGGGUAAAAGAAAAGACACCGAGAUGACCAAAAAGCACAUCCCGGCGAGGAAACUCCAAGAACUCAAACUCGCCUUCAGUGAAUUUUAUUUAAGUCUGAUUCUGUUGCAAAACUACCAAACUUUGAACCACACCGGUUUCCGGAAAAUCCUCAAGAAGCACGACAAGUUACUCAACACCGACGUGGGGGCGAAAUGGCGCGAGGAACACGUCGAAACGUCCCACUUUUUCACCAACCGAGACAUCGACAAGCUCAUCAACGACACCGAAAACAUGGUUACAAACGAGCUCGAAGGGGGCGACCGCCAGAAGGCCAUGAAACGGCUCCGUGUGCCCCCGCUCGGCGAGCAGCAGUCACCGUGGACCACCUUCAAAGUGGGGCUCUUUUCAGGCUCCUUCAUCGUGCUUCUAAUCGCUGUAGUCCUCUCGGCCAUCUUCCACGACGGCGCUAGCGAGAAUCUGAAAAUAGCAUUCCGACUGUACCGAGGCCCCCUUUUAAUUGUCGAAUUUGUGUUUCUAAUAGGGGUCAAUGUGUACGGGUGGAGGUCCUCGGGGGUCAACCAUGUGCUAAUCUUCGAGUUGGACCCCCGAAAUCACCUAUCCGAGCAACAUUUGAUGGAAAUGGCGGCUAUUUUUGGGGUCGUGUGGACCUUGAGUUUGCUCAGUUUUCUCUACAGUUCCAGUUUGAGUAUUCCUCCGUAUGUGAACCCCCUGGCUUUGACUGUAAUCAUGGUGCUUUUUGUGCUCAAUCCGUUGAAAGUGUUCAGACACGAUGCCCGGUUUUGGUUUGUGAGGAUUUGUGGCCGCAUGUUUGGUGCCCCCUUCUUCCAUGUGGGCUUCGCCGAUUUCUGGCUCGCCGAUCAACUCAAUAGUCUCGCCAACGCACUCUUAGAUUUCCAGUUUUUGAUCUGUUUCUACUAUACGCAUGGCGAUGACUGGGCGGAAGCUGGAGAUACGGCCGAAUGUAUGGAAAGAAAUUACAUAAUCCGUCCUAUUGUGAAUUGUAUCCCGGCUUGGAUACGUCUUGCUCAGUGCCUUCGUCGGUAUUAUGACACGAAAGAAGCCUUCCCUCAUUUAGUAAACGCCGGAAAAUACUCAACAACGUUUUUUGUCGUCAUUUUUUCAACACUGCGAUCAGUUUAUAAGAGUGAUUACCCCGACCAAAGCGAAAAUCCCUUCCUUUUCCUCUUCAUAAUCGCAUCGAUUGUAAGUUCGUGUUACGCCUACACUUGGGACAUUAAAAUGGAUUGGGGCCUUUUCGACAAAUCAGCGGGCGAAAAUAAAUUCCUCCGUGAAGAAAUCGUUUACUCUUCCACGUUCUUCUACUACUUUGCUAUCGUCGAAGACUUCAUUUUACGUUUCGCUUGGGCGAUUUCGUUCUACUUGACUGAAAAUGGCUACGUCAGUGGUGACAUUAUGACGUCCAUAUUAUCACCCUUGGAAGUCUUCCGAAGAUUCGUUUGGAAUUUCUUCCGAUUGGAAAAUGAACAUUUGAACAAUUGCGGUAAAUUCAGAGCCGUUCGUGAUAUCUCCGUUGCCCCCAUUGACUCCUCUGACCAAUCACAAAUAAUCAGGAUGAUGGAUGAGGAAGAUGGGGUUGCAAACAGGGGUAGGAAUAAAAAACAAGCAAAGAAGAAAGAAGAAAAGAGACCGUUGUUGCUUGAAGAAUCCAUCGCUAAUUUUAAAUCGAUUCCGUUGUCUACGAUGCAGGUCUAGGGCGGGAAAAAUGAAACUAGAAGUGAUAUAGAAGGACUCUUAGCCUUAGAGUACUUAUAGGUGGGAGCAGUAUUAUACACGGAUGAACCAUUCCCUUGUGAUCUUGUACAUGUGCUUAUUUUUACUACGAAAACGUUUUAAGUUGUUGUUAAACGAAAUUUUACAGGGAUUAAUUACUUAACUUGAUACCUUUAUACAAUAUUUAGCGAUAAUUAUGUACUGUACGCAAAUAAAUAUAUUUUAAAUAAAAUUGAUUUUUAUCA
Molecule: messenger RNA, 2825 nt
Organism: Tribolium madens (black flour beetle)
Lineage: Eukaryota; Metazoa; Arthropoda; Insecta; Coleoptera; Tenebrionidae
Product: xenotropic and polytropic retrovirus receptor 1
Exons: 7
Coding region: 550-2562 (670 amino acids)
Biological process (GO): phosphate ion transport; cellular response to phosphate starvation
Cellular component (GO): Golgi apparatus; cytoplasm; plasma membrane
Molecular function (GO): inositol hexakisphosphate binding
Source: RefSeq, a predicted model, not a curated record